This is a messenger RNA of Hylaeus volcanicus, 1205 nucleotides long. RefSeq lists its product as uncharacterized. NCBI's taxonomy places the organism in Eukaryota, Metazoa, Arthropoda, Insecta, Hymenoptera, Colletidae. The record is from RefSeq and is a predicted model, not a curated record. The transcript has 4 exons. The coding region runs from base 190 to 1047 and encodes 285 amino acids. Gene Ontology annotation, cellular component: membrane.
UAUUGCGAAUAUAUUUUUGUUACAAUUCUUUAAUCAUAAAUAGAAAAAACUGAUAUAAAAAAGGUACAUUAUAAAUUGUUGUCCGGACCAAUAAUCAAAAAAAAACUCAAAAUGACAAAUAGAAACACAAAUAAGCACAGAAAUCUAUCGAAUCGUACUGAUUAGAAAAGUUUGAAAAUGUAACGAACGAUGACAAAAGUUGUGAAAAAAUUGCUUCACUUUAAAAUUUUACUGAAACAGGCAUCUAUUAACACAUAUCAAGUUUUUUUCAAGUCGGACUAUAGACAUAAAUCAUUUAAGGGUCUCAAAAAAGACAUUUUUUUGAAUAGUUCAGCUGGGUUCGUUAUUUAUUCUAUUACUGACCUUUUGACGCAAGUCUUCCAGCGUCAUCAUGUAGCACAAAGAUUCUCCACUUCUCACGAAAAUGAGUUGAAUGGAGAGACGAUGCACACCAAUAUUCAAGAAAAUGUUUGCUCUACUAAAGAACAAUUAUGUACUGCUGAAUUUUUUUCUGCGGGGAUGCAAGGAAUUAUCCUUAACGGAGUUCUACUAUGCCCAUUUUAUCGCUUUCUUGAUGUUCUCUUUGGUGAUACAUAUCAGCUAAAAAAUAUUUGGCCAAGUGUUUCACUUAAAAUUUUUUCUAUUCAAACAAUUUAUAUGCCCAUCUCUCUAUAUAUAUUUCUUUUUUGUACUCCCUUUUUUAAUCAUUUUAUUAAUUUAACAUUAAAUUUUAUAACAACUGUUAACCAAAAUUUAAUUACAAGUCAUAAACAGAAUUCAAUUUGGAAUAUGGUUUAUACUGGUUUUCCAAACUCUAAUGUUCCUCUACAAAAAGCGCGUGAAAACGUUUCUAACAAUUUUUUCUGGUUUUACAAAGCAAGUUGGUUUUUUUGGCCGAUUUCUGAUGCUGUUAACCUAAGAUAUAUACCAGUGUCGUAUCGUCCUAUUUUCGAUUCAUUAAUAGACUGCUUGUGGGUCGCUACGCUUUUAUAUUUUUCCGAAAAUAAGCAUGCCACUUUUACGUACUGCAGUACAAAAGAUGAAUAGCUUAACAAAAGUCUUUUCCCUAUAAUGCUGAAAGUAUUAGUUGUGUUAUAGAAUGAAAAUUAUACUAAAUCAUUGAAUUGAAUUCAUUUUUAUUUCAUACUGAUAGCCAAGUAUUUAAAAAAAAUCACACUAAUAAUUAUUGUUUAUAGUACUAAUAA